Didymella exigua CBS 183.55 is the source of this 1451-nucleotide messenger RNA. RefSeq lists its product as uncharacterized. Bases 262 to 1266 code for a protein of 334 amino acids. Gene Ontology annotation, cellular component: cytosol. The transcript has 3 exons. Gene Ontology annotation, molecular function: NAD binding; hydroxypyruvate reductase [NAD(P)H] activity; glyoxylate reductase (NADPH) activity. The record is from RefSeq and is a predicted model, not a curated record. NCBI's taxonomy places the organism in Eukaryota, Fungi, Ascomycota, Dothideomycetes, Pleosporales, Didymellaceae.
GCCCACCUAUAACAUUACAACGUACUACACACGCGUUUACAAGGGCUUCUGUUGCGUCGUAGACAGUAACCACGUUCAGAAAGCGCCGAUAGACACUCCGAACGGCAGCUCGGUCCGAGAUAACGCGCCUGCUUAGGCAUGCAAGAGGGUAUAAGUCCCGCUGCUGCGAGGGCCCAUCUAGAGCUUCUCCCACUUCUUGCUGCCCCUCCAGACUUGGAUUCUUGUACAUAUCGAUUCACACAAUAUCAAGCCCUGCACAACAUGCCUGAACGAGCAGCGCUUUUGAUUGGCAAGCUUGUCCACACGCGGAAAGAGUGGGAGAGCAUCUCGCAGGUGGCCUCUAAGCUCCAUGAGUACCCUGAGGGCGAUCGCGCAGACUUCAUCAAGAAGUGCAAGGCCGGUGAAUUUGACGGUGUCUUUGCUCUGUACCGCAGCAAUGACUCCAACCCGUUAACUGGCGACUUCAAUGACGAGCUCCUCGAAGUGCUGCCAAAGAGCUUGAAAUUCAUCUGCCACAACGGUGCCGGGUACAACAACAUCGACGUAACAGCAUGCAGCAAGAGGGGCAUCCAAGUAUCAAGCACGCCUAUCGCGGUCAACGACGCAACCGCCGACGUCGCCAUCUUCCUCAUGCUCGGCGCACUUCGUAAUAUCCACCAGUCAUACUCGGCAGUGCGAGGAGGGAAAUGGCGCGGCAAGUUCGCCCUCGGCCACGACCCGAAGAACAAGACACUCGGUAUCCUCGGCAUGGGCGGAAUCGGCUCCGCGGUCGCAACGCGCGCGAAAGCGUUCGGGAUGAAGAUCCAGUACCACAAUCGCAGGCAACUGCCCUCUAGUGAGGAGAACGGCGCGACAUACGUAACCUUCGAGGAGCUGCUCAAGACAUCAGACGUCUUAAGCCUGAACCUGGCGCUCAAUCCGAAGACGAAGCACAUUAUCGGCAAACCCGAGUUCGACCAGAUGAAGGACGGCGUUAUAAUUGUGAAUACGGCGCGAGGAGCUUUGAUCGACGAGGCAGCGUUGGUCGACGCGCUGAAAAGCGGCAAGGUCUGGACAGCCGGGUUGGACGUCUUCGAGGAGGAGCCUGAGAUUCACCCUGGACUACUGGAGUGCGAGAAUGCAGUGUUACUGCCCCAUGUUGGAACGGCAACAUUCGAGACUCAGCGUGACAUGGAGCUGCUGGUGUUAGAGAACCUAACGUCGGCAAUUGAGCACGAGAAGCUGAUUACACAAGUGCCAGAGCAGAGAGAGAAGGCGAACUUGUAACGUGCUGCAGAACCUGCCUUCGAACAAGGGUGAGCGAGCGCAUCGAUUUCCUCUCAUAACCACACAUACAGUAGAUCAAUGGAGCAUACACCGAUAUUCAUUGAAUGCUCCCCGCAAACUUUACUCGGCCGAUGUGGAGGGAAACCUGGAGUCGGUGUAUGACGCGCGUGUGACACAUGGUGGAG